AUGUCUGUAAAGCCCGGAAGUGUUGCGACACACAUUCCUACAUCUCUUCCUUCUUUUGCACAGACAUUUAACUCGAGCUCAUUGAGCUCUUAUGGACCCGAUGAUAAUUCUCUCCCUCCUAUUCACGAUUUUAGUCGCGUCGAGCGCCAGUCGAUUCUUUCGCGACAUCGCAGCGACGAGGACGCAUCAAGAGCAGGAAGAAAACGGACUCAUGCUGAAGCUUCUUCCAGUAGAAACGAGGAUAAUCAACUGGCUUCAGACCGCGAUUCUCCCAGUUUGACCCGAGUGAAGGAGGAACCUGAACAAGACAUGCUAGCUUCGCCGCCUCCGCCUUCCAGUGAUAACACUAACAGCAAUAUCCAUGACACUUCCGGUGCACCUCCUCCGUCUUCUAUCAAUGCACCGAAAAGCAAAAAACGUCGAGUUACUAUUAGUGGUGCUCCUGCACUUAAUACUGACGUUAGGAUCGCUGCUGAUCAGACCAACUCAACUCCCAUAUCUCCUGUUGUGAUAGGUUUUACCGUACAACGUGAUAAUCCUUCUGAGGUUGAGCAGAUUCGAUCAAUGCUCACGGUCAAGCAACAACAACAGGCCCUCAUUGAACAGCGACGAGGUAGCACCUCGGGUAUUAUGUCUCCCACUAUUGCUGCAGGUCCAUCGGCAGCGGCAGGCGAAGGGCACCCCAAAAGUUCCUUGCAAGGCACUCGCUCUGUUCGUCGUAGUCCCAACUCUGGAACUAAUAAUCGACGACACACUGUCAUCAUUCAAGCUGGCACGAACAGGCCACUUAGUCCAAAUUCUAAUAUAGUACAUACACAAGCACCGCCAGCGUCUGUUGCUUCGCACUCACUCCCUCCCCCGCCUAUAAGCUUUGCACGUCGGCGAGCUAAUCAAAUAGGCGGCGGGAAGAAGAAACCUGCUGACAUCAUGAUCAGUCCUCGGGAUGCGCACACACCCGACCAGUUUGCCCCUUCCAUUCAAAGCGCCCCUCCCAUACCGCAUGCCGGUCAGCAAGGCAGUGGAUUAGUAGGUAGAUUUCCUAUGGCGUUGCCCCGGUUACCGUCUGUAAUGGGCGAUAAUGUUCGGCGCACGGUUGGUGGGAACGUCCCACCAACACCCACAAGAUUUUCGGCCCAGCGCAUGGCCAUUUCUCAAGGAGUUUCUCAUCCAAUAACGGGCAUAUCUGGACGCUCACCUCCGAAUGCUUCCGUUCCCAUUUCCUCUACAUUGGUUCCGUCUACCCCAAGUGCACUUCAUAACCCUGGUUAUACUGGCGAGAAGUCAGCCUUUCUGGCUCCAUUUGAGUCGUUUUACGAUGCUUUGAACGAUUCUAAACAGCUCAAAACAUGGCUCAGCGAGCAGCUACAGAGGUCCAAGGUCUUAAUACAAAAUCUGACCCAACAACAGGACAAACUUCAUGAAACAGUGGAUAGUUUAGUGGAAAAGAAAGUAGCUGGGAUGAGGACUGAAAUUGUUGGUCUUAAUAGGCGAGUCGAGGAAUUAGAGGAUGCCCUUCGUGUCGCUACCUCGAGCCGGCGACCAAGUAUCGAGGGCCCUGCCUCCGGUAAUAAAGGCAAGCAAACUGUGAGAAAUGGUAAUCUUUUGGGGACAAGUAUAACUGAAGGUUAUACUUUCCCUCCCAUUGCUACCAUCGAUCGAGAACGUCUCCGGUCCGAAUCUUCUGAACACCGGAUGUCUCCAGGAUGGACACACGAUAAGGAUUCUCGGGAUACCCAGGAUUCUGAACAUGGCUCGCCGGUUUUAUACGAAUCACGGCGGCUUUCUCUUUCUUCUUCUCGGCUCGAACCUCGCGCUCAGUCCAUGGAGAGUGUCGUCCGUCCGUUUGCUUCUCCUUCUUUGCCUUUUCGGGAAGUUCCCUCUGUCUCGCAUCCUCCACCGACCAGUAGCAAACUACCUCGAGGGGGCCGUCCAUUAGGUCCCGGUCGACAUCAUUCAAGUCCUCGUCUACCUGGGCCCGUUCAAGAUUCGUUGGUGAUGUCCUCGCCUAGGCGGGAAGAAAGUCGGAGGAGUUCUAUCGUUGAUGGUUCGAUAGACGAUCGAGAAUCAUAA
Messenger RNA from Lentinula edodes (shiitake mushroom), 2070 nucleotides. RefSeq lists its product as uncharacterized. The transcript has 2 exons. Lineage: Eukaryota; Fungi; Basidiomycota; Agaricomycetes; Agaricales; Omphalotaceae. The coding region runs from base 1 to 2070 and encodes 689 amino acids. The record is from RefSeq and is a predicted model, not a curated record.